This is a messenger RNA of Chrysochloris asiatica (Cape golden mole), 1530 nucleotides long. It is a transcript of the gene SERPIND1, whose product is annotated as serpin peptidase inhibitor, clade D (heparin cofactor), member 1. Gene Ontology annotation, biological process: negative regulation of endopeptidase activity; blood coagulation. Bases 37 to 1530 code for a protein of 497 amino acids. The record is from RefSeq and is a predicted model, not a curated record. Gene Ontology annotation, molecular function: serine-type endopeptidase inhibitor activity. Lineage: Eukaryota; Metazoa; Chordata; Mammalia; Afrosoricida; Chrysochloridae. The transcript has 4 exons.
UGUGCGGUUCUCUCUGUCAGCUCCAGCUCUCACAAAAUGACACACUGGAUGAACUGGCUUAUCCUCUCGCUCCUUGUAACGGCUGCAUGUGGCAAGAGCACGGGCCCAGGUGAGCAGCCUGAAGAAAGUGGAGAGCCUAAAAAGCUGGUCGAUCCUCAAUGGGGGCAACUGGCCAAUGCCUCCCUGGGCUUGCCCCUCCUUGCUGCCAACUUCCACAAGGAGAAUACGGUCACCAAUGUCUGGAUGGAGGAGGGCGAGGAGGAUGAGGACUACCUGGACCUGGAGAAGCUCCUGAGUGAAGAUGAUGACUACAUUGACAUCAUCGAUGCAGUCCCACCUGUGGACCCAGGGGCCAGUGCAGGCAACAUCCUUCAGCUCUUCCAUGGCAAGAGCCGCAUCCAGCGUCUCAACAUCCUCAACGCCAAGUUUGCCUUCAAUCUCUAUCGAACCCUGAAGGAGCAGGCCAGUACAUCUGAGAACAUCUUUGUGGCACCCGUUGGCAUCUCCACAGCCAUGAGCAUGAUCUCUUUGGGCCUCCAAGGGGAGGCUCACAAGCAAGUACACUCGGUCUUGCACUUUAAGGAUUUUAUCAAUGCCAGCAGCAAGUAUGAGCUGCUGACAGUGCACAAUCUCUUCCGAAAGCUCACACACCGCCUCUUCAGGAGGAACUUUGGGUACAUGUUGCGGGCAGUCAACGACCUUUAUGUCCAGGAGCAGUUCCCGAUCCAGCAGGACUUCAAAACCAAAGUGGAGGAGUAUUACUUUGCGCAGGCUCAGCCGGCUGACUUUGCAGACCCAGCUUUCAUCACAAAAACCAACCAUCAUAUCCUAAAGCUCACCAAGGGCCUCAUCAAAGAUGCUCUAGAGAAUGUAGACCCAGCAACACAAAUGAUGAUUCUAAACUGCAUCUACUUUAAAGGCUCGUGGGUGAAGAAGUUCCCUGUGGAAAUGACGCACAACCACAACUUCAGGCUGAACGAGCGCGAGGUAGUUAAGGUGCCCAUGAUGCAGACCAAGGGGCCCUUCCUGGCAGCAAGUGACCAGGACCUGGACUGUGAGGUCCUCCAGUUGGAAUACGUGGGAGGGAUCAGCAUGCUCAUUGUGGUCCCCCAUAAGCUGUCUGGCAUGAAGACCCUCGAAGCACAGCUGGUGCCCCUGGUGGUGGAGCGGUGGCAGAAGAGCAUGACCAACAGAACAAGGGAGAUUCUUCUGCCAAAAUUCAAGCUGGAGAAGAAUUACAAUCUGGUGGAGACACUAAAGGCAAUGGGGAUCACAGAGCUGUUUGACAAACAUGGCAAUCUAUCAGGAAUCUCCCAGGAGAAGAUCACCAUCGAUCUAUUCAAACACCAAGGCACCAUCAUGGUGAACGAGGAGGGCACCCAGGCAGCCGCUGUGACCACAGUGGGCUUCAUGCCACUAUCUACCCAGGUCCGUUUCACCGUUGACCGCCCUUUCCUCUUCCUGAUUUAUGAGCAUCGUACUAGCUGUCUUCUCUUCAUGGGAAGAGUCAGCAACCCCCUCAAGUCCUAA